UCUGUUAUCGAUAAAUCAGCCAAAUCCAUAAUCGAUAUGGACGAUGCCCUAUUGACCACCGUCAGCUCGGUAUGUGGCUAUCUUUCCUUCACCAUCUGGCUCUUUGCCCAGCUCCCCCAGAUCAUUGAAAACCAUCUAAAUCAAUCGGUGGCCGGGGUCAAUGUUCUAUUCCUAUCCAGUUGGGUAGCAGGUGAUAUCACCAAUCUUGUCGGAUGCCUCUUGACACGGGCCUUGCCAUUCCAGACUCUUAUUGCCACCUACUACUGCUUCAUCGAUGUGGUUUUGUGUUUCCAAUUCUACUACUAUACCCGCAUCUUCCCGUAUCAUAAAACACCCCAUAACCUUUUACAGAGUCCCAACAUGCUUCGCCAUCCGCUGCACCAAAGGUCCCCCCAUGAGGUAUCCAAUUUGCUUGGAAGCACCGCGAGAAAACCACGCCGUUCCAGCAUUUUAAAUAUCCUUUCAACGGGAUUACUUGCUAAACGGGCAAAUGCUGCUCCCAUAUCUCAGUUUGUGGCAGUCAGCUCGGGUUUAUGGCUUUCUUCCGACGCCAUUGGAAAGAUACUGGCGUGGACUUGCACGGCCUUCUACUUAUCUGCUCGGCUUCCCCAAAUAAGAACCAACUUCAAGAACAAAUCGACGUCGGGAAUCUCCCCGUACUUAUUUAUAUUUGCCAUGGCCGGUAAUUCCUUCUACACCGCGUCACUCACCACCGACCUUUUCCUCUUGUACAGAAACCACGACAAGGAGGUGAUGCCGACUUUUUGGGACCAGCUUCCAUUUUUAAUGGGAAGCGGAGGAACGGUUCUAUUUGAUUGCAUGAUUCUUUGCCAAUGCUGGUACUACAAAGCCAACAACACCAACAGAAGAGCCCCCAAACACCACCGGAGCCAGCCAAGUGUUGCUGGAGGAUUCCAGAAGCCCGACUGGUACGUGAAUAAUUUUGUGUACGAAGACGAAGAACACGAAGAACCGCAUUAUCAAAAAGUCAUUGAAUCACUUGCCCCACACCACUACAUAGUGGGGCUGGCAUCUUCCAAUGCCAAUAACCUUUCUUCGAGGCCAUCAUCCAUCAUCAACUCAUUUUCUAAGUCCAUGAGAUCCAAUUCUUCGUCGAUUCAUUCUCCGGUUCUUCAAACUCAUCUCAUUCCUUCCAUCAUCAACAGUUAUUCGUCGGUGAGCAAGAAGAUGGCCAAUGACAAGACGCCGUUUCUGCCGUCAGACUUCUUGAAUGACGGGUUCCAUGUUCCGAUUGAGAACCUGCUGUUCAGUCUAAACAAUGCCGGCAGUUACAAGGGAUAGAAGAAAGGUCCAUAGAAUUUCUAGCAAACAGCAUAUCUAAAGUCGACUACGUAAGUAUCUAUUCUCUAGAUCUUCAACACAAACUUCCACGAAGUGGUUCCAGACUCCAAUUCUUUGGCCACUUUGGGGUAGUCUUUCAAGUCAUGCACAACCGGUUGCUUGUAAGUGACUUUUCCAGAUUUAUGGUCACUGACAACCUUGUCAAAGAAAUAGUUAAACGUCUUCUUGUCUUGAAGAUACCCAAACACCACAGGUCUGGCAACCACAUGGUUUUUGGCGCUCAAGGUGCCGAGGUCAAUAGGAGGAACCAAUCCACUAGCAUUUCCGUAACUCACCAAGACAUCGUAGUUUUCACUAUGUUCGUUGAUGAGGACAACUUUUUGGGUUUCUGGGAGAGCUGACAUGAUUUUUCUUGUUCUUGAGUUGUUCAAUUGAGGAAAUAGGAUUCAAUUGGAUUCAAUA
Molecule: messenger RNA, 1764 nt
Organism: Yamadazyma tenuis ATCC 10573
Lineage: Eukaryota; Fungi; Ascomycota; Pichiomycetes; Serinales; Debaryomycetaceae
Product: PQ-loop repeat-containing protein
Biological process (GO): basic amino acid transmembrane export from vacuole
Cellular component (GO): fungal-type vacuole membrane
Source: RefSeq, a predicted model, not a curated record